AUGCAAUUAAAGAGUAUCACUUACCCAGCUUGCCCAGGAGGGCCAGCACAUAAAUGGGCGCCAGGUGCUGGGUGCUGUCCUGGCAGGAUGCAGAGCUCCAGGAGCAAGCCCUGCUCCUGCCCCAGCCUCAAGCUGCGGGAGGUGGCAUCCAUGUACUUCACCAUGGUGGCAGCGUUCCUGGUCAUCCUGGUGGUGGCCCUGCAGGGCUCGGCGCCCCGCCAGAGUGAUUUCCCCUACAAGGUGCUCCUGGAUCCCCAGGGGCUGCUGGAGCUCUCCUGGAAUGUCAGCUACCCCGAGCAAGCCGUGCAUUUCCAGCUGCUCAUCAGGGAGCUGCACUUCGGGCUCCUCUUCGGGAUGUCAGACAGGGGAGAGUUUGAGAACGCCGACCUGGCCGUGCUCUGGAGUGACGGGCACAACUCCUACUUUGGGGAUGCCUGGAGUGACGCCAAGGGGCAGCUCCACUUGGAUUCCCAGCAGGACUACCAGCUCCUCGGGGCUCGCAGGGCUCCUGAGGGGCUCUACCUCCUCUUCAGGAGAGCCUUCAGCACCUGUGACCCCAAGGACUACCUGAUAGAGGAUGGCACGGUGCACCUGAUCUACGGCAUCCUGGAGAAACCCGUGCGCUCCCUGCAAGCCAUCAACGUCUCUGCCCUCCACGGGGGGCUGCAGAGGGUGCAGCUGCUAAAACCCAACAUCAGCAUCCCUGAGCUGCCCAGAGACAUGAAGACCAUGGAGAUAACAGCCCCGGAUGUUGUCAUUCCCAGCCAGGAGACGACCUACUGGUGUUACAUGGCAGAACUCCCAGAGGGCUUCCCCAAGCACCACAUUGUCAUGUACGAGCCAGUGGUCACGGCGGGCAACGAGGCUCUUGUGCACCACAUGGAGGUUUUCCAGUGCGCGGCCGAGUUCGACAGCUUCCCCCACUACAGCGGGCCCUGCGACUCCAGGAUGAAACCCGAGCGCCUCAACUACUGCAGGCACGUGCUGGCAGCCUGGGCCAUGGGGGCACAGGCUUUCUAUUACCCUGAAGAAGCAGGUCUUGCCUUUGGUGGCCCAGGCUCCUCCAGAUAUUUGCGUCUGGAGAUCCAUUACCACAAUCCCCUGGUGCUCAAAGGUCGCCGUGACUCCUCGGGGAUCCGGCUGUACUACACGGCCACCCUUCGUCCCUACGACGCCGGGAUCAUGGAGCUGGGCUUGGUGUACACCCCCGUGAUGGCCAUUCCCCCUGGAGAGGACAGCUUCAUCCUCACGGGGUACUGCACUGAUAAAUGCACCCAGCUGGCUCUGCCCGCUGCUGGCAUCCGCAUCUUUGCCUCCCAGCUGCACACACACCUGGCAGGGAGGAAAGUGGUGACGGUGCUGGCCCGGGACGGGAGGGAGCAGCAGGUUGUGAACGCUGACAGCCACUACAGCCCUCAUUUCCAGGAGAUCCGCAUGCUGAAGGAGGUGGUCGCUGUUUUUCCGGGCGAUGAACUCAUCACCACCUGCACAUACAACACUGAGGAUCGGAGCAGAGCCACCGUGGGAGGCUUUGGCAUCCUGGAGGAGAUGUGUGUGAACUACGUGCACUACUACCCCCAGACCCAGCUGGAGCUGUGCAAAAGCGCUGUGGAUCCCGGCUACCUGCGCCGCUACUUCAACCUUGUCAACAGGUUUAACGACGAGGAGGUCUGCAUGUGCCCACAGGUCUCUGUCCCACAGCAGUUUUACUCCAUCCCCUGGAACACGUUCAACAGGGAUGUGCUGAAAUCCCUCUACGGCUUUGCUCCCAUCUCCGUGCACUGCAACAAAUCCUCUGCUGUCCGCUUCCCGGUAGGUACAGCCCCGCUCCCAAAGCUUCCCUGCACAAUUCCCAGAUACAAGUUGGGUUUGUGGUGCUCAGGACACAUCCGAACCCAGCAGGCUCAGGGCAGAGGGCUGGAGCUGCCUGGGAAUCCCUGGUAUCAGCAGGACACUGAGCCCAGCCCUGCCCUGGGCUUGGACAAUACAUCAGGAGCCCACCAUGGAUGCUCCCAGCCAGAUCCAAGUGGGAGAUGCAUUUGCAUGAAGUGA
Motacilla alba alba is the source of this 2052-nucleotide messenger RNA. It is a transcript of the gene DBH, whose product is annotated as dopamine beta-hydroxylase. NCBI's taxonomy places the organism in Eukaryota, Metazoa, Chordata, Aves, Passeriformes, Motacillidae. The record is from RefSeq and is a predicted model, not a curated record. Gene Ontology annotation, molecular function: dopamine beta-monooxygenase activity; copper ion binding. Gene Ontology annotation, cellular component: secretory granule membrane. Gene Ontology annotation, biological process: dopamine catabolic process; octopamine biosynthetic process; norepinephrine biosynthetic process.